This is a messenger RNA of Corylus avellana, 1564 nucleotides long. RefSeq names its product HXXXD-type acyl-transferase family protein (gene GLC). Gene Ontology annotation, molecular function: acyltransferase activity, transferring groups other than amino-acyl groups. NCBI's taxonomy places the organism in Eukaryota, Viridiplantae, Streptophyta, Magnoliopsida, Fagales, Betulaceae. The record is from RefSeq and is a predicted model, not a curated record.
AAUAAAUAAUAAUAAAAUUAAAAACCGCCAUGGGAACCCUCUACGAAGGAGCUCCAUCUCUCCUGCAAGAUCUGAAAGUGAGCAUCCAUGGCUCCUCUCUAGUAUUUCCCAGCGAAGAAGCAGAGAGAAAGUCCAUAUUCUUAUCCAACAUUGACAAAGUUCUGAACUUCAACGUAGAAACGGUGCAUUUCUUCCCACGGAACAGAGAAUAUCCUGCAGAAAGAGUAGCCGAGAAGCUGAAGAAGACGCUGGCGAAGGUGCUGGUCCCGUACGAUUUUCUGGCCGGAAGACUGAAGUUGAACCCAGAAACGGGACGGCUCGAGAUCGAGUGCAAUGGCGGUGGAGUUGGGUUCGUGUCGGGUUCUAGCGAGUAUGCAUUGGAUGAGAUUGGAGACUUGGUUUAUCCCAACCCGGCUUUUGCACAACUCAUUUCCAAGACUUUGGAUUUCUUGAAACCAGCUGAUGAUCACCCACUUGCUAUUUUCCAGGUGACCUCAUUUAAGUGUGGUGGUUUUUCGAUGGGCAUUUCAACGAAUCAUGCAACAUUUGAUGGCCUAGGCUUCAAGCUCUUCUUGGACAACUUGGCUGCUGUAGCUGCUGACAAACCCCUGGUCGUUGACCCCUGUAAUGACCGGCGACUCCUGGCCGCCAGGUCCCCGCCACUUGUCGCAUUCCCACACCCUGAGCUCCUCAAGCUCAACACCCCUGCUGGCCAAGACUCAAACCCUCCUGUCUUUGAAGCCACCCAAGAAGACCUAGCCUUCAACAUUUUCAGCCUCACUUCUGCUGACAUCGCCCACCUCAAGGAGAAGGCCAAAGCCACCGACGGGGUCCAUACCAACACGCGUAUCAGCGGCUUCAACGUCGUUACCGCCCACAUAUGGCGGUGCAAGGCAUUAUCAUGCGACACAGGGAAAAACAUGGAGAGAUUGUCCACCAUCCUUUACGCGGUUGACAUAAGGCCAAGACUAAACCCGCCAUUGCCGGCAUCUUAUUCAGCGAACGGGGUGCUCACUGCAUAUGCAAGAGCUUCAUGCAAGGAACUGAGUGAAGGGCCAUUUGCAAGAGUGGUGGAGAUGGUCUAUGAGGGUGCAAAAAGGAUGACAGAUGAGUAUGCAAGGUCUGUUAUAGACUGGGGAGAGUUGUACAAAGGGUUUCCACAUGGGGAGUUCUUGGUUUCAUCAUGGUGGAAAUUAGGAUUUGCUGAGGUGGCAUAUCCUUGGGGGAGGCCUAGGUAUAGUUGUCCUGUGGUGUAUCACAGGAAGGACAUCAUUUUGCUCUUUCCUGAUAUCAACCAAGGUUGUGGAAGCAAUAGUGGGGUUAAUGUUUUGGUGGCUCUCCCAAGUAAGGAAAUGGAAAACUUCCAAACCCUCUUUCACAAGUUCUUGACUUGAAAAAAAAACUCUAUAUCCUUUGCUCUCUUAACUAAAUAUGAUUAAUGCAAGAGUAUUGAAGAUUGUAUGUGUAGUGUUUUCUUAUGUAUUUGAAAUGUAAACUUAAAGUUAUUUGAAGAGGACUAUAGUUGAUUGAGAGGACUCAUGAACUCUUUGUAAUUAUGAAUGAA